ACAGCUCGCGGCUCCUGGCGGGAUGGGCGCUGCGGGCGAGGGCGCUGCCCCCUUCCCCCUCCCCCGAUGGCGCUUGGGGUUCAGGGGCUGCUCCCCGGGCGAAGGCCGCUUCGGGCGGGGCCGGGCCGCACGGGGCUCCGCAAGUCUGUUGUUGUGGUCUGAAAUUAGUGCUGUGACCGUACGCGCGUACAGCACUCGGAGCGAUCUCGCCUCCGGCUCUCCAGGGGAACAGCGCUGCCCCGGCGCCUCGGUUUUUAUGACUAUGCAAAAUGUUGCCAACUACUUCAGUUAAUUCUCGGAACCAGGGCAAUGGCGCGCUGAACUCCAGAGAUGCUGCAAGGCAUACGGCUGGAGCAAAGCGCUACAAGUACCUGCGGAGGCUCUUCCACUUCCGACAGAUGGAUUUUGAGUUUGCUCUGUGGCAGAUGCUUUACCUAUUUACUUCACCGCAGAGGGUUUAUAGGAACUUUCACUAUAGAAAACAAACGAAGGACCAGUGGGCAAGAGAUGAUCCUGCUUUCUUAGUACUUCUCAGUAUCUGGCUAUGUGUAUCUACUGUGGGAUUUGGAUUUGUGCUGGACAUGGGAUUUUUUGAAACAAUAAAACUCCUACUUUGGGUUGUAUUCAUAGACUGUGUAGGUGUUGGCCUUCUGGUAGCAACUUUAAUGUGGUUCAUUUCUAAUAAGUACUUGGUAAAGCAGCAGAACAGGGACUAUGAUGUGGAGUGGGGAUAUGCCUUUGAUGUUCAUCUGAAUGCUUUCUAUCCACUUCUAGUCAUUUUGCAUUUUAUCCAACUGUUUUUCAUCAAUUAUGUCAUCAUAUCUGAUUCAGUCAUUGGGUAUUUUGUUGGGAAUACGCUAUGGCUGAUUGCUAUCGGCUAUUACAUCUAUGUCACAUUCCUAGGAUACAGUGCAUUGCCAUUUUUGAAGAACACAGCUAUUCUUUUGUAUCCCUUUGCACUUCUCAUCAUGCUCUACUUGAUCUCGUUAGCAUUCGGCUGGAACUUCACCAAGAUGCUUUGUUCUUUUUAUAAAUACAGAGUGAAAUAAAAACAGGACUUCAUGUAUCUAA
Rhea pennata is the source of this 1071-nucleotide messenger RNA. RefSeq names its product unc-50 inner nuclear membrane RNA binding protein (gene UNC50). Gene Ontology annotation, cellular component: Golgi membrane. The record is from RefSeq and is a predicted model, not a curated record. Lineage: Eukaryota; Metazoa; Chordata; Aves; Rheiformes; Rheidae. The coding region runs from base 270 to 1049 and encodes 259 amino acids. The transcript has 6 exons.